This is a messenger RNA of Dracunculus medinensis (Guinea worm), 2340 nucleotides long. The record is from the annotation of a GenBank genome assembly. Lineage: Eukaryota; Metazoa; Nematoda; Chromadorea; Rhabditida; Dracunculidae.
AUGGUCCAGUUGCGUUUCGAUCGUUUUUCAUUAAUUUAUUUAAAUAAACGAAAUCGGCUAUUCUGUACGAGUUCUUUUCGAUAUUCGAAUGUCGCAAUCAGUAAAUUUGAAAAGGACCAUUAUUUGCCUUAUAAAAAAUUAGUUGAAAAUAUUGCUCUUGUUAAGAAAAAGUUGGUGCGACCACUUACAUUAUCGGAGAAGAUUUUGUAUGGGCAUUUGGACGCUCCAGAAUCUCAAGAUAUUAAACGAGGAAUUAGUUAUUUGCGAUUACGACCGGAUCGAGUCGCUAUGCAAGAUGCCACAGCUCAGAUGGCUAUGUUGCAGUUUAUUUCUUCAGGCUUACCUCGUGUUGCUGUUCCUUCGACAAUUCAUUGUGAUCAUUUGAUCGAAGCACAGAAAGGAGAUAGUAUAGAUCUUUCAAGAGCCAGAGAUAUUAACAGUGAGGUAUACGAUUUUCUUUCGACAGCAGGAAAUAAAUAUGGUGUUGGAUUUUGGAAACCAGGAAGCGGCAUUAUACAUCAGAUCAUUUUAGAAAAUUAUGCUUUUCCUGGUUUAUUAUUGAUUGGAACUGAUAGUCACACACCGAAUGGAGGUGGAUUGGGAGGCUUAUGUAUUGGCGUUGGUGGGGCAGAUGCUGUGGAUGUUAUGGCAGAUAUCCCAUGGGAACUAAAAUGUCCCAAGGUGAUUGGUGUAAAAUUAACAGGCAAAAUGUCAGGAUGGACAUCUGCUAAAGAUAUUAUUUUAAAAGUUGCAGACCUUUUAACUGUAAAAGGUGGUACAGGAGCGAUUGUGGAAUAUCAUGGACCUGGAGUUGAUUCGAUCUCUGCAACAGGGAUGGGGACUAUUUGUAAUAUGGGUGCAGAAAUUGGUGCUACUACAUCAGUAUUUCCUUUUAACGACAAUAUGGUGAAAUAUUUGAAAGCAACUGGUCGUGAGAGAAUCGCUGAAGAAGCCAUGAAAUAUAAAGAAAUUUUAACAGCAGAUGCUGGUGCGGAAUAUGAUAGUAUGCUUGAAAUCGACCUGAAUAAAUUAGUUCCUCAUAUAAAUGGUCCUUUUACUCCCGAUUUAGCAACGACGAUUGAUAAAAUCGGUGAGACUGCUAAAUCUCGUGGAUGGCCUGUCGAAAUUAAAGCUGGACUUAUUGGAUCAUGUACGAAUAGUUCAUAUGAAGAUAUGACUCGUGCUGCAAGUAUUGCAAAACAGGCUCUCGAGAAAGGCUUAAAGUCUAAAUCAUUAUUUUUCGUCACACCUGGUAGUGAACAGAUUCGAGCAACAAUAGAACGUGAUGGUAUUACGAAGAUAUUCAAAGAUUUUGGAGGUACUAUUUUGGCAAAUGCCUGUGGUCCCUGCAUUGGACAGUGGGAUCGAAGAGAUGUAAAAAAAGGUGAAAAAAAUACUAUUGUAACAUCGUACAAUCGUAAUUUCACGGGUCGAAAUGACGCAAAUCCUGCUACGCAUGCUUUUGUUGCUUCACCAGAGAUAGUUACUGCAUUAUCAUUGGCUGGUCGCUUGGAUUUUGAUCCACAGCAUGAUGAGUUAACAACUGCCGAUGGUUCCAAAUUCAAACUCAAUGCACCUAGUGGUGAAGAUUUGCCUUCUUGUGGAUACGAUCAUGGAGAACAACUUUACCAAUCACCUUCAGGUCAGGGCGAAGUUGUUGUUGAUGAAAAAAGUCAAAGAUUGCAACUUCUUAAGCCCUUCGACGAAUGGGAUGGAAAAGAUUUAGAGGAUCUUGUUAUUCUUAUAAAGGUUAAAGGAAAAUGCACAACUGAUCAUAUUAGUGCUGCUGGGCCAUGGUUGAAAUUUCGUGGACAUCUUGACAAUAUUUCAAAUAAUCUUUUCCUCACUGCAAUAAAUGCAGAAAAUGGUGAAAUGAAUAAGGUGCGAAAUCAUUUGACCCAACAGCUUGGUGGUGUACCUGAUACUGCUCGAUAUUAUAAAAGUAAAGGAGUUCCUUGGGUUGCUAUUGGAGAUGAUAAUUACGGUGAGGGUUCUUCACGUGAACAUGCUGCACUGGAACCUCGCCACUUGGGUGGGCGUGCAAUUAUUGUCAAGAGUUUUGCUCGGAUACAUGAAACAAAUCUCAAAAAACAAGGUCUACUUCCGCUAACAUUCACUGAUCCAUCUGAUUACGAUAAAGUUAAACCAAGUGAUCGAGUGUCCCUCCUUGGUUUAAAGAAUUUGGCACCUGGCAAAGCAGUGAAAUGCUUGCUGAAGCAUCCAAAUGGUAAAACAGAUGAGAUUUGGUUAAAUCAUUCAUUUAAUGAAUUGCAAAUUAAAUGGUUUCAAGCAGGUUCAGCACUGAAUUAUAUGAAGAAGAUUGCAACAUCACGUAAAUGA